Molecule: messenger RNA, 2718 nt
Organism: Apus apus (common swift)
Lineage: Eukaryota; Metazoa; Chordata; Aves; Apodiformes; Apodidae
Gene: OPTN
Product: optineurin
Exons: 14
Coding region: 140-1810 (556 amino acids)
Biological process (GO): regulation of canonical NF-kappaB signal transduction; protein localization to Golgi apparatus; Golgi ribbon formation
Cellular component (GO): Golgi apparatus; cytoplasm; nucleus
Molecular function (GO): K63-linked polyubiquitin modification-dependent protein binding
Source: RefSeq, a predicted model, not a curated record
GGCCCUGCCGCCGAAGCAGCGGUGGGCGGGCAGAGCGGAGCUCUGGAAGUCCCCGCGGAGGAGGCGGAGGCGGGGAAGGGCCGUCAGCUGAGCGGGGCCGCUGUCAUGGGCACGCCGUGAGGGGGUUGACACUUCGGAGAUGUCCAGCAAGUUGAAGAACCGAACUGCAGAAAAUGGAGAGCAUCCCAGGAGUAACAUGGAAAAUGGAACGGACAGUGUGGCUGCCCCCACCCUCAGCACCUACACCCCAGAAGAGAUGGUACAACAGAUGAAAGAGCUGAUCACUGAGAACAAUGAGUUAAAAGAAGCCAUGAAGGUGCAUAACCAAGCUAUGAAGGACCGAUACGAGGAACUUUCCAUCUGGCGAGAGAAGCAGAAAGAAGAACGAGAAUUUUAUGAACUGAAGUUUAAGGAAGCUAAGCAGUGCUUGCUAGCCAAGUGCAUUGAAAAUGAACAGCUACAGCAACAACUUCAGAGCUUAAAGGGAAGUGAAGGAGCUGAAACGGAGGGCUGUGGGGCUCUGGAGAAGGAAGCGAAGCAGCUGAAAUCCCAGGUGCAGCGGCUCCAGGCUGAGAAGGCAGAUCUGCUAGCCAUCAUUUCAGAGCUGCAGGUCAAGCUGAACAUCUCAUUGGCAGAGGAUUCCUUUGUGGAGAUUGGGAUGAACGAAGAAAUAACUAGAACUGCAAAGGAACAUCAAGAGAAUAGCGAUGAAAUGACCAGUAACAUGUCUAUGUAUAUGAGAAACAAACCUGCCGAUGAAUCGAAGAAUUUGGAGUCUGAGGAGCUAACUGUGAGUCAGCUGCUCUGCAGCCUUAGAAAUGAAACUCAGAAGAGGGAAAAACUUGAGAAGGAGCUGCAGGAUACCAAAGAGAGACUGUCAAAGCUAGAGAAGGAGACCACCAACUGCCUGGAGGGUGGGACACAAACUGAACAGCAAGAGGAGGAAACUUCAGAAGCUGUUGGCAGUGAAGUAGAAGCCCUGAAUUUGCAAGUUUGUGCUCUGUUUAAAGAGCUUCAGGAAGCUCAUGAGAAGUUAAAAGAAGCAGAAUUGAUUCAGAAGAAGCUUCAAGAAAAGUGCCAAGUACUGGAAAGAAAAAGCUCAGCUGCUGCCUCAGAAUUGGAGGAGAAGCAGCAGCUAAUAUACACCAUAAGGAAGUUGGAACUUCAGGUGGAGAGCAUGCAGGCAGAGGUCAAGCUGGAACAAGCCAAGACACAUGAAGAAAAGGCAAGAUAUAGUAGCUUGCAGGAUACAUACAGCAAACUCCUUCCUGAACUCAAUGAGGCAAUGAAAACAAUCGAUGAAAUGAAACUCAAAGAGCUGAACAGAGUGGAUAAAGUUGUGGUGGAACAACUGAACACAAAGGUGGAGCUGGCAGAACAAGCCCUUGCUGCAAAGCAGCUCCAGAUAGAUGAAAUGAAGCAGGUCAUUGCUAAGCAAGAGGAAGACCUCGAGACCAUGGCUGUGCUCCGUGCUCAGAUGGAGGUUUAUUGUUCUGAUUUCCAUGCUGAGAGGGCAGCAAGAGAGAAGAUCCAUGAGGAGAAGGAGCAGUUGGCUGUCCAGCUGGCAUACCUGCUAAAAGAGCAGCAAAACCUUGAAGAACUUAGCCGGAACUCUUUGGCAGAGAUGCAGAAUCGCCACGGAGCCAGGGCACCAGAUCGGGAACACUCGCCUCGCCUUGUCCAAAGAGGAACUGGUAGCCAAGACUGGCCAGAACAGCGGAAUAUCUCAAUGUAUUCAUGUCCCAAAUGUGAAGAAAUUCUACCUGAUUUGGACACGCUGCAGAUCCAUGUUAUGGACUGCAUUAAUUGAGUUAUGCCCUCCAAUUCAUCUUCUGAAAUUUCACCUGCCAAAACACUUUCUUGGUUUUUUUUCCUUCCUGGUCAAAUAAUGCUCAAGUCUACAUCCCAUGAAGGAAGUUUUUAGGGUUUUUCUCAUGAAUUCAAUGGGAAAAGGGAAAAAAUCCUACCCUGUUCUGUAGUCACUAAUCUUGUUUCAAUCUGCUUUAGGAAACUAAUUUUUAUAGGUGAGCAACAUGGAUGUGUAAAGAACUCCCAGAAUGUCUGCUGCUAUGAAAUCUUUAAGGAACAUUCCCCUGGUGUACUCUGUUCUUAUAGCUUGCCCAUAGAACAGGGGUGAAUCAAUAAAGUCAGAAGGGAUAUGGGAUAUAUACCUGUCAAUUAAAGUACUGUGAGCCUGUAAUACUAAAUCUCAUAUACUAUACAUCAGGAAACAUACAUUUAAAAAAGCUGUUUGAGAAGCUUUCAGCAAGAUGGAGUAGUGUUGUAUUCAUCAAGCAUUUGAAAUGAACCCUGAUUUCUCCAGAUGGCAGUUUUAUUGCUGCCCUAGUGACCACACUAAUCUGAUGUUAAAUUUUUGAUGGCUUCUGUAGCUUCUUGCUUAGCCAGAUGUGGGCAAGGUUUAAAACAGAUGAUUUAGAUCUGAUAAAUGUAGCUCCUGGUGUACCUAAGUCACUUGGUUUUCUAGAACUGUUAAUUUUUAAGGUGUUGUGUUGAUUCUACUUUAUUACAAUAAAACUAAUUUGAACCUGUACAGUAUUGUGCUAGAAAGAGCUGAGAUGGAUGUGAUGUAAUUUAAAGAAUAUAAUGGAUUUUCACAUCUCAGAUCUAUUGCAAGGAUAAAAUUAUCUAUGCCUGUGAAUACUUUGGAAGCUGAAACAGGAUUACAAAUACAUAUGGCUGAAAAGCUCAUGUAGAAAA